CUGUGCUUUGGAUUAACGUUUCUCUCUGCGAAAAAGUCGUUUUCACAGAUAAUGACGAUGGAAAAUAAGGUUAGAUGUAGCCGUUUCCAUAAAUGUGUCGGUUUUGUAACAUUAAUUUAUUCAUUAUUUUAAAAAAUUAUUGUGAGAACUAAGUGAAAACCGGCAAAAUGUGGUAUUAUAUAGGUUAUGUUUGUCUAUAAGGGCGAUUGUUGUUCGGUUUUGGACGAUGGGAGAAUUUAACAACUUGGCGUUUUGUUUUAUUGCUUCGGUUUUGAUGGUGAAUGCCGUUUUUCCUUAUGAUAAAAUAUAUCUAAUUUAUUGUUCGCGUUAGUGAAUUUUAGCGUAAGUUAGUGUUUGUUUACAUACGAAUAGUUUGUUUACAAUCCGCGAUAAAGAAAAACUUUGUUCCGCACUUCGUUUUCUUUUUGAAUCAGGUAGAGAAAAUGGUUGUGAUGUUCCCUAGUGAGCUGUGAUGUCUAAUCAUUGUCAGUGUAAACAAAAUAUUGUGUUUCUGGUUGUGCUAAGUGAAACUUUGUGGAUUACAGUGUUUUUGGAAUACAAUGCAGAUUUGUUGGAGAAUUCAAGAUAACUGAAAGCAUCCUGAUUUGCCUUUCCCAGCUUGAUGGCAUGACGUAUUAUCAGCGCAGCAUGGAGCAGCACCCGAUAAAAAUGCCAGAGAGGAUAAAACUGGCGGAGAUAAACCCAUAUCUGACGUGUUAUCUCUGUAAGGGAUAUUUAAUAGACGCCACCACGAUAUCGGAGUGUUUACAUUCAUUUUGUAGAAGCUGCAUUAUCAAGUUUCUCCAAGACAACAGCUACUGUCCAAUAUGUGAAGUGAUCAUCAACAAGGCUAAACCUAAUUUAAAAUUGGAUAAAACUCUUCAAGACAUAGUCUAUAAACUCGUACCAGAAUUGUUCUUGAGAGAAAUGACGCGCCGAAAACAGUAUUAUCAAGAAUAUCCUCAAAUAGCAGCAAGAGUUUCUCCUGAAGAACGAGGCGAAGAUACGGAACGCACUAUUUUCAACCCCCAGGAUUGUAUCAGCUUAUCCAUGGAAUAUGUCAGUGCUGACUCGGCUCCCGGAGCUAUCAAGCUGCCCGUUACACGAAAUGGUCUUGAUAAAGCAGAUCAGCUAUCCUUGGAGGAGAGCCAGGCUCUUAUGAAAAGAUAUCUUCAGUGUCCAGGAAUGUGUAGAGUCGAUGUACUUAAGAAAUUUGUGAGAAAUAAGUACAAUGUUGAUACCAGUCAGUUUUACAUUGAUAUCCUGUACAAGCGGGUGCCUUUGCCAGAUCAUUAUACCUUAAUAGAUAUAGCUUAUAUCUAUUCAUGGAAAAGAAAUGAACCGAUGAAGUUCUUUUUCCGGAUUACCGAGUUGAACAAAGUAUCUGAAAGGUUUGAUUACUUUGAUUCGAAAAAUGUGACCGAGUUAUUAGUCAAGGCUCCUGUAAAAUCGAGAAACAACGGUGCAGCGUCUAGAAGAAAGGUCCACAUCAUGAACAAGAAAAAUUCAAAAACCAACAAACAAGCCCAAAUAAAUGGUUGUGAUAAAUUGAAAAGUGAAAAAAUUGAAAAAACCGCUAAAACUUUGAAAGAUAAUAAAACGGGUAGUGAUAACUCGGGAACGUGUGCUAAACCUGUGGAAUGUGAUAAAAUUAGUGAACAGAAAACCGAUGAACAAAAACUGAAUAAUGAUAAAGAAAAUGUGAAAGUUGAAGUAAAGGAAGUAGAGAAAGAAAGUGAACAUCGCGCGGAUACUACAGAAGAAAAUCCAAAAAGAUUUAUUUUAAAAAUAAAGAAAGAUCCCGAAAAAGCUAACACAUUAAAGACUGAGGAUAACUGUGCUACAUUCAAACUAAGUGUUACCAGCCCAGCAGAGUUUAAAGAUAGCAAGAAUCAUUCAACAAAUAGUAUAGUAAAAUCUGCAGAAGUCUCGGGGCAUUUAAAAAAUAACGUUCAAAACCAACAAAAAGAUAUCAAGAAUUCUGUGUAUACGAAUAUUACGCUUAAUCGGACAAAUAAUGUUGAAAUUAUCACACAAGUUCAGAAAGUGACAAACAAAGAAGGUCAAUCAGUAGGAUUUAAUAUAAUAAAACAAACUAUUAAACCGAAUGAACCAAAGCAAAAGAGAAAAUCGGAAGGUGAACGGUCACCUAUCAAAACAAAAACUAAAGCAGCUACUGUCCAAAACAGCCAAUCAGAAAUUUUGUCAAAAAAUAUAUGUGACAAAAUCGAAUCUCCCACGUUGGAAGCGAAACAAAGUAUACAAGAAGUACAACCUGAACAUGCUAGUAUUAAGCAUGAUGAUAAAGCUAAAUUUUUUGAAGCCAUACAGCUUAUUGCUACGAAUUCUCCUGAAACUAAGGUAAGGGAUACUAUUAAAGAAGAAUCUCCAAAACGGAAAACAAUUAGUCCUACAAAAAGAGAAUCUCCUAAAAAAACUAAAGUAGAAAAGAAGCCUGUUACACGGAUUAUACUACAGACUAAACCAAAACCAUCACCAAUUUCGAAACCAUCCGCAGUCUCCAAACCAUCCGAGAAAUUAUCAACGCCAGGUCUUCAGUCGUUAAUUGAAAAUUGUAAAAUACCCUCCUCAUUAUCCAUAACACUAAAAGACAGUACUGAAAAUAGCAAACCUACUACAUUGCUUCCCCCUGUAAAUAAUUAUAUCGAAAUUUUAAAAUUACCUGAUGAAAAUAAAUCCUCAAAUUCGGACAAAGAUGGUAACAAAAGCAGUAAACUCAGUUUUAGCUUCUGUUUGAAUGACGAUAGUGAACAAAAGGUAGACGAAGAUUUAGCAGAGAUAGCAAAAAGUCUUACCGAAAAAAUUCCUAUGUCCACCACCAUCUCCCAAAUAAUCGGACCCAAACCAGAUUUUCCAAUUCCCGUUAAAACUAACGUACCACUUAAAUACAAUAUUCAGCCAUCCUCCGUACCUGAAAUUACGAACAAGCUUCUUAACGUGCCAAAAGAUAAUAAACUUAAUCCAAGGUCCCCCCAGUCAUUCCAGAAGAUAUUCGAAGAAUCCAUUAAAAAACCUGAUACUACAAGUGCGGUUCCCGAAAAAGCUGUGCAAAAAUCUUUAAUAGACUCAACCAACGAAGUGUCUAGUACUUCAAGCAGUAAGCGGAAUGUGUCGGACAUAGCCUCGCAGUUGCACAAAAAGAUAAAACUAGAACACGAAAAGAAUCAAAUAGAUUCUACGACUCCUAAACCAUUACCCAAAGUAGCUAUUCCUCGAUUGCAUAAUAAUAAGCUGCCGCAGCAAACAUUAACUAAUAUGCACUCGAACGCUUUGGGACUCAAUUACACUAUUUCAGUAGGAUCUAAUGUAGGUCCCAAAACGAAUGGUAUUACCUCAAAAAAAGAUGUAGAUAUUCCCAUUAAAUCCGCAUCAGUCGACUUAAAACCUACUUCUUAUUCAUCCCCUCCGGAACUAUCACCUAAACCUAGUGCUAUACCUAGAAAUCUUUCUCCAUGUUUAGGUUUUAGUUCGCCCAGAAACUCUCCUAAGCAUUCACCAAAAUCCUCUCCCAUGGUUAAGCACAUGUACGCUCCUCUACCGAGUUUAAUGAUGGAUCAAUUGAGAGUGAACACAUAUUCACCAAAAUUACCAUCACCGAGUACUUACAGUAAAAAUGUAUCUCCCAAUUUGCCUAGUUCUUCAACGAGUUCUCAAAGUCCUAACAGUUCAAGUGUGUCACCGAAAGCACCUCCUGUCACUUCCAGUCUCACAAUCAGCACAUCUCAGGUUACAGUUCCUUCAAAAGUUAGUCCAAAACCUAGUUCUAGUAGUCAAAGUUCUCCCCUAAGUCCUAAUCAACUAUUGGAAAAGUACAAUAUCCAGAAUUUGGCUCAACUCACUGCUAGUUUAAAUUUUAACCCAGCCAACUUCAACAUGAAUCCUAGUAAUCAGUUGGCAGCUCUCCAACAUGCAAUGCUAUUAAAACAUUUCGAAAUGCAAAAUAGACAGAAUUGGUUAAAUAUGAGCCAGGGUUCUGCGCACCAAUAUGAAAAUUAUUUGCAGCACCUGCAAAAACUGAAAAAUUCCCAAAGUCAACUUCUUAGUAAUAUAAAAGAAAAUUAAUAAUGUUACAUACGUAAAAAGAUUUUUAUUCUGUUAUUUCUAGGCACUAUUUAUUAUGUUCCGAUUUCAUUUAUGAUUUAGCUAGUUGGAUUCCCGAAAAUAAGAGCGUUUUGAACAUUGUGCAUAGUUAAUUUUUUAAUAGUUUUUUACGAGAUGUAGAAUUACAGACUUGUUUAUUUUCUAUGAUAAGAAAUCUUUGCAGCUGUUCAAUCAUCAUCACAAGAGAACGGAAAUAGAUUUACACAUAAUUUAUUUGCCAGGUUGUAGAUAUUGUCGUUAAAUUGAAGUAUUUCAUUUGUAAUAUUUACAUUUAAUGAAUUCAUUCAAAAAAAUACCGUUUUUCUAAUAUCUUGUAUCCUGUGUUUGUAUUCUUCGUAUGUUAUAAAAUACAUGAAAUAUAAUUGAUCGGUAUACGAGGGUUGUUCAAAUGAAAAGGUACGAAACAAUAUAGUAGCAACGUACCCGCAAACGUAUUUGCCUAUGCCACUAUGGGAUAACAUAGUGAGACAUCCAGGGAUGCAAAUGUAGUCUUCGGCUUCGAUCGGGACAUGCCCGGGCUCCCGCAUGCUUAGGAGAGAGUACAGACUCUCAUAAAAUCGCCGUCCAAUUGACGGCAGGCGGCAGUUCGUGUGAGGACAUCAUGGCGUUCAGAUUGCAAAAAAUUCGACGAUUGAGGAGCAAUAAGGCGUUAUCAGGUUUCUGACGGUAAAAGGUGUUAAACCGACCGCUAUUCAUCGCCGGAUGCAAAAAAUGUCCAUCAAGAGCAAAAUAGCGGGGCUGCUCACGAAGGGUGUGGUUCUGUUCCACGAUAACUUGCCUCCAGGGUCACACAAGCUAGAAUGGCCAAUUUCAAGUGGGAGCAGCUUGACCAUGCACCCUACAGCCCGGACAUGUCGCCCUGCUAUUUCCAUGUACAUAUUUCAUUUCACCAAUUCUAGAUCCUCCCCCCUAACGGUAUAUUUUACCUUGCGCUAUAACCUGUGGUGUAGAAUAUAUAGAGUUUCACGAUAUUCGAUAAAAAUAUCAAUAUUGUAUUGAUAUCGUAUCGAAAAUCAAUACAAUACCGAUACAAUACAUCCUUAGCAAUAUUAAUGUCAAUACGAUACUCAUUAUCUGAAAUCAAUACAAUACUCUUGUAUUGUCGAUACGCUUGCCUCGAUAUUAUUGAAAAUAUCGAUAUCGAGAAAAAAAAAUAAAACGUCACAGUUGUUUGAUUAUAUUUUGUGAAAUAGGUAUUUAGAUCAUAAUUAUUUAUUACAUAAAAGUAUAAGUGAUCUGCAACCCAAGCAUCAGCUGUUAUAAUAUUUUACACUUGAGUGCAUGAACUUGAAAUUCUUGAGAGUGAGUAAAUAUCUGUUAUGAUUACACUGUUUAUAUCAUGUGGCAUUUGUGACAAUAUUAUGGAAGUAAGUGAUGAUGACUCAAAAAUAAUUUUUAACAAAUACUGAAUUGCGAUUUAUUCCGAAUCUCCGGGGAUUUCCCUAUAUUUUCAAAAGUAGUUUUUAAACAACUCAGAAUUAGUAUCUAGUAUUUGUCGACUUUCAAAGAAGCAUUCAGUUAUAUUCAAUCUUUAUAAGAAUAUACAUAUAAGCUAUAAGCAAUAUUCGUAAUAUUUUUAGAAUAAUGUCCAUUUGCCAAGCAUGCAAAAGUGGGCAUAAAGGGCCUACACAGCUCAGAUGUAUAAUCCUUUUUAUGUCGAUAUUUUAUCGAGUAUUGUAUCGAUAUCGUAUCGAAAUCAAUAUCAAUCGGCAAUACUUUCUUAAAAAAAUAUCGAUACUCGAUACGAUACUUCAUUGGCAUAACCAAUACAAUACUCAAUACUUAAAAAGUAUCGAUAUUGUAUCGUAUCGUGAAGCUCUAAGAAUAUAGAUCUCCCAAGAAUUGGUCUAAAUAUGAUAUUUUUAUUGUUAACUACUCUUCCCAGUAUGUCUUCGUUGGUGAUAUGCUCCAUCCAUGAAUUUUUAAGUAAUUUGCAGAGCCUCCACAUCACGAAUGGUUUAUAGGUCUGGAUCCCGCGUAUGAAAAAAAAGUUG
Messenger RNA from Diabrotica virgifera virgifera (western corn rootworm), 6116 nucleotides. Its product is annotated as polycomb group protein Psc-like. NCBI's taxonomy places the organism in Eukaryota, Metazoa, Arthropoda, Insecta, Coleoptera, Chrysomelidae. The transcript is spliced from 8 exons. Bases 628 to 4083 code for a protein of 1151 amino acids. Gene Ontology annotation, molecular function: promoter-specific chromatin binding. Gene Ontology annotation, cellular component: PRC1 complex. The record is from RefSeq and is a predicted model, not a curated record. Gene Ontology annotation, biological process: negative regulation of transcription by RNA polymerase II.